This is a messenger RNA of Tachysurus fulvidraco (yellow catfish), 1358 nucleotides long. It is a transcript of the gene rbm8a, whose product is annotated as RNA binding motif protein 8A. The transcript is spliced from 6 exons. Gene Ontology annotation, molecular function: mRNA binding. The record is from RefSeq and is a predicted model, not a curated record. Gene Ontology annotation, biological process: RNA splicing. NCBI's taxonomy places the organism in Eukaryota, Metazoa, Chordata, Actinopteri, Siluriformes, Bagridae. Gene Ontology annotation, cellular component: nucleus; cytoplasm; exon-exon junction complex. Bases 85 to 609 code for a protein of 174 amino acids.
AUUUUGAACCGUUUUCAUUUUAUACGGUUCUUACGCUGAACCGGAAGUGUGUAUUGCGCGUGCUCCCUCACACACACAGACAUCAUGGCGGACGUACUGGAUCUUCACGAAGCGGGAGGCGAGGACUUUCCUAUGGAUGAAGAUGGCGACGAAAGCAUUCACAAGCUGAAAGAAAAAGCCAAGAAGAGGAAGGGACGUGGAUUUGGAUCUGAGGAAGGAGCGAGGUCCAGGGUUAGAGAAGAUUAUGAUACAGUCGAACAGGAUGGCGAUGAGCCUGGACCACAAAGAUCUGUCGAGGGCUGGAUCCUGUUUGUGACCGGCGUUCACGAAGAGGCAACUGAAGAAGACAUUCACGACAAAUUCGCAGAGUUUGGCGAGAUCAAGAAUCUGCACCUCAAUUUGGACAGAAGGACAGGUUACCUCAAGGGCUACGCUUUGGUAGAGUAUGAAACGUAUAAAGAAGCGCAGGCUGCCAUGGAGGGACUGAACGGUCAGGAGCUCAUGGGGCAGCCCAUCAGCGUGGACUGGGGCUUUGUCCGAGGGCCUCCCAAGAGCAAGAGAAGGGGAGGAAGAAGACGGAGCAGAAGUCCAGACAGAAGACGGCGCUGAAUUUAAAAAAAGAAAAGAAAUCUCCCCAGUCGACGUUCCUUCAUUGCUGUCGUGUGACCACCUCUACUGGGUUGUUUUAGAUUUUACUGCUUUCUGACUGUGUAGUUUUUUUCUGUACGUUCUCAGAACUAAACCUGGUCUGUGAUUUUUCUGGCCACUGUUUAAUAAAAAAGAAACUAGAAUGAGAUCACAGUAAAAAUCCGUGUUAUGAGGUCAUAACACUGACAGAUUCAUCGCUCUGAUGUCUGUCACAGUGCUAUGAUUGAGAUCAUUUCCCUCAAAAUAUUACGAUUAUUCUUGGUUUUUAUUUUUUUAAACAUUGGCACUAAUUUGCUUUGGUGAAACUCUGCACAUUCAUCUUUUCUCUUUUUGAAAGGCUUGUUCUAGUGAAAUUAUUCCUUUUUUGUUCCACUUUUACAUUUUUCAAGAAAGAACCGACGGGAUGUCAGAGCUCUGGACUGUAACACGUGAAGACGAUCACAGCAGUGUUUGUAAUAUUAAAAUCCUUUUUUUUUUUUUGUAUAGUGUCAGGUCUUUGGUUUUACUUUACAUUUUGUACCAAAAAUGGAAGUAACCGUUCCUUUAAAACUAAUUUGGGUUAUUCUUUAAUAUCCAGAAUUGCACCUGAAUUUUUUUUAAAGCUAACUGUUUCCAAUAAAUUUGUUUUGAGGAUAUGAAUCUGUCUGUUUUUUUUAUUUUGGAAUUUGUUGAUUUUGUAAGAUGAAUAAAAACUUAUGGGGAAAAUCUAA